AGUCGUCAAUCUGGUUGACGAUGGCCGCCGGCUCGUUGGAUUAUUCCGGCGAUCCGUCAAACCUCAACAACCAAACUCUGACUGGCAGCCCGGCGGAUCCGCUGGAAGAAGAUGGAUCCAAUACAAUAGCCAUCGGCGGAAGCGGAGGCGGAGGCGGUGGAAUGAUUGAGAAUUACAGUUUGACGGAGACGAUCCUCAUCAGCGCCGCCCUUUUGUUCAUCAUCGUCGGCACCGUCGUCGGCAACAUCCUCGUCUGCGUCGCCGUUUGCCUAGUCCGUCGCUUGCGCAGUCCGUGCAAUUACCUGCUGGUGUCGCUGGCCGUGUCCGACCUGUGCGUGGCCCUGCUGGUGAUGCCCAUGGCGCUGGUCUACGAGGUUCUGGGCACUUGGCCGUUCGGCGCCAGCGCCUGCGACACUAGGGUGGCCUUCGACGUCCUGUCGUGCACGCCGUGCGCGUCCAUCCUCAACUUGUGCAUGAUCAGCGUCGACCGCUACUGGGCCAUCACCCGCCCGCUGGACUAUGGCGUCAAACGGACGCCGGCCCGGAUGAUUUCCUGCGUCGCCCUCGUCUGGAUCUCGUCCGCCUGCAUUUCUCUGCCGCCUUUGCUCGUCCUGGGCAACGAACACGGACCAUCCGCCGCUUCUCAUCCACCCACCACCACCAGCAGCAGCAUCCAGCCCAGCAACAACAACAACAGUAAAACGAGUCCGAUGACCAUGUCCAGCAACGGACCAUUGGCCAAUUUCAUUGAAUUGGACACGGCUGCUGCCGGACAAGAUUACCAGUGUCAAGUGUGUCAAGAGUUUGGCUACCAGAUCUACGCCACCCUGGGCUCGUUCUACAUCCCGCUGGCCAUCAUGGCGGCCGUCUAUUACCAAAUCUUCCAGGCGGCCAAACGGAUCGUCGACGAGGAGAAAAAGGCCCAAAGUCAUUUGCUGAUGACCAGAACCAACAGCUGCGCCAAACAAAAAGUGGCGGCUGCGACCGUCGGUGGUGCUGGUCAACCUCUGCAACCGGUCCAGUCAUCUCUCCUGGUCCAUCCUCUCCACCAGCCCAGUCUCUACACCAACACCGCCAUGAUUAUUGUCCGUCGUCACAGCGACCGACGGAAUUCCUUGAUGGACAGCACGGACCACAGCUGGGUGGGCAACCAUUGCAACGGUGUCAGCCGGCCAACAACUUGGCCGCCAAACCAUGACGUCUGCAUUUCGUCAUCGUCCGCCUCUUCCUGCGCUUCCCUGAUGGGAACGGUGAGGAACGAGUCGAAAUUGCAGAAUCAGGCGAAAGAAAAGGGAAAAAUCCAGGAGAAAGUCCAGACAUCCGGUGCCCUUCAUCCGCUGAGUCGACUGGAUCAGGUCAACAACAUGUCGCUGCUGGACAUUCCCCGCAGCGUGAGCAACAACUGCCCCCAUCGCCGCUAUUCCUCGUCGGCCGCCAGCACGGCCGAAAUCCACGUCUACGACGACGACGAUCAGGAAGGAUCGAAUCGGCGGAGCCGCAAUCCCUCGGUCGGCAACGCCCAACUGUCGGGUGCUCCUGAUCUCUCGUCCCACCCAGUCAACAGGAGCCGCUGCUGCUCUCCAUGUUCCCUCGGCAGCGCCAGCGGCCUCUCACCGGAAUCGCCAGAGCAUCCGCACUCCCACCCAACAGGAGAAUCAACUCCAGCGGCGAGGAAGUCGCAACCGAUUGCGUUUCGCACUCAACAAGGAGCACAAGGGGGUCCACCAGUUGAUGGACAGAACUCCGAAAGCCGAUCGGAAGCUUUUCUCAAGAUUACGCCCGAGCAAAUGGAACCUUUGCACAAAAAUGAAUCAUCUUCCACGUCCAACCAAACAAGACGUCGACUGCCCACAGGGGACCGUCUAACACAAACAUGUGUUAACAAAGCAGGAUGUCCCGUAAAAACUGGAAACUGGAAGAAAAUGGUUGAAGACUGGAGAUCCGUUGGAAUCUUGGGCGGUGGGGCGAGAGAGAUGGUCCUUCCACCAGGAACAGAGCGAUGUCACUGA
Daphnia pulex (common water flea) is the source of this 2009-nucleotide messenger RNA. RefSeq lists its product as uncharacterized. Gene Ontology annotation, molecular function: neurotransmitter receptor activity; G protein-coupled serotonin receptor activity. Gene Ontology annotation, biological process: G protein-coupled receptor signaling pathway, coupled to cyclic nucleotide second messenger; chemical synaptic transmission. NCBI's taxonomy places the organism in Eukaryota, Metazoa, Arthropoda, Branchiopoda, Diplostraca, Daphniidae. Gene Ontology annotation, cellular component: dendrite; membrane. The record is from RefSeq and is a predicted model, not a curated record.